AUGUCAAGCUUCGAUGUCCAAGAAGAAACCCACCAUCUUCGUCGAUCCGACACUUGCCUUGGGUGGCACUGUCUCAACUCAGCUACACGGUUUGGCAUCAUAUUCUCCCUUGUUGUUGCAUUCAUCAUCCUGUCAAUUGUCUGGAUGUAUUGUGCGGGCCGGGAGAGAAUCUUCCGCAUUAGAACCAAAACGAAUCUUGCGUCUGGAGUUCAAAAAGAACGGCGUUACCAAUUCACACGGAAGAGCGCAGCAACGUCAACACCACAUUCAGUGCCGCAAAACUUCGUCUCCGAGAACGGAAUGCCUCCACACUUCCCUGUUUAUUUCUUGCCAGUGCCCUGGGUGUUGCCAGUGCAGUCAUUUGGCGUCAUGAAUGCUCACACUGCUCAAAUCCACACGAUGGCUUCAACAGGUCUGCCACAGGGAACACUGUAUCCUACAUAUCCCGGUGUAACAGCUCCUGAGCUGCCAAAACCAGAAGACCCUCGCAAAGAGUCAAGCCGAGCUUCAGAUGAAUGUCCAUCGGGUCAUCCUACAUGGUGGCAACGCUUCUAUAGGGCUUUUAAUCUACCUGCUGGAGCGGCAUCUACCAUUGCGAGUUCGCCUUCCCUUUCCCCAGAGCCUGAGCAGAGAGCAAUCAUCAGGAUCGAUCAUUCAGCUAUUAAUAGGCGCCUUGAAAACGCCACACCGCGAUUCGAUGGUCAUAUCAAUAAAUGCACUUUUGAAACAACAGCCACAGAGCAGGAUGAUGUUUCGUCGAUGCUAUGCAAUCUUGACGCUUCCAAUGAUUCCAAGGAGUCGAUUCGGAGUGAUGCUGCCACGGUCCACAGCGACGAUUUUGAAGUGAAUCCUCGGUACCGAUGA
Messenger RNA from Trichoderma gamsii, 864 nucleotides. RefSeq lists its product as hypothetical. The coding region runs from base 1 to 864 and encodes 287 amino acids. Lineage: Eukaryota; Fungi; Ascomycota; Sordariomycetes; Hypocreales; Hypocreaceae. The transcript has a single exon. The record is from RefSeq and is a predicted model, not a curated record.